Molecule: messenger RNA, 2128 nt
Organism: Paramormyrops kingsleyae
Lineage: Eukaryota; Metazoa; Chordata; Actinopteri; Osteoglossiformes; Mormyridae
Source: RefSeq, a predicted model, not a curated record
GCCAAUUUUCAGCCCAGGGGUUUCAUGCCCAUGACCAGCCCACUUUUUUUUUCAGGAAAGUGAAAACUGGAUAAAUGAGUCAAUACUUCACUUCUUAUUAUUCACUGGUUUCAUUUGCUUUUUUCAAAUAUGAACGAAACACAAGUUCUUCACAUGUGAGUACAGCCAAAAAGGCACCAGAACCAGGAUUUUCCUGCUUCCGCAACUGAGAGGCUGGCUAGCCCCGUAUGUUCUGCAAACUUUUACACCAUGACUUCUACAUUUGCUGAGCUCCAACUGCCUGCUACUGAUCCUCAGCAGACACAAUUUCAUGAAGAAUUUCACAGUUCAAUGGAAAGCCUUGAAGUUUUCAGUCUCCCAAAUGAAGACAGCUAUUCUAUCAAGCAAAUGGAAGGAGUGGUUCACAGCCAACUGGAAGAGCGAGUCCGACCUUACAUCGAUCUGGUGGACUCCCUGAGAAUGACUGGCAUUGAAAGGGACCUAUCGCUGCCGGCCAUUGCUGUGAUUGGGGACCAGAGCUCUGGGAAAAGCUCCGUAUUGGAAGCCUUGUCUGGGGUGUCCCUGCCCAGGGGCAGUGGUAUCGUGACACGCUGCCCGCUGGAGCUGAAGCUCCGGAGGCUGAAGGGGGGAGUCCAGUGGCACGCGGUCAUCUCCUACAAGGAUGAGUACAUCGAGUUUAAUGACCCUUCAAAGGUCGAAAGCUACGUGGCAAAAGCUCAAAACGAUCUGGCUGGAGAAGGUGUGGGAAUCUGUGAGGACCUCAUCACUUUGGAGAUCAGCUCCCAAGAUGUGUGUGAUCUCACUCUGAUUGAUCUCCCUGGGAUUGCCAGGGUACCUGUGAAAGGUCAGCCAGAUGAUAUAGCUGAACAGAUCAGAAGCCUAAUUAUGAAAUUCAUCAAAAAGAGGGAGACCAUUAAUUUGGUUAUUGUCCCAUGUAAUGUUGACAUAGCAACAACAGAAGCUUUGAGAAUGGCCCAGGAAGUGGAUCCUGAAGGAAAGAGAACUCUGGAGUUCCACUUCUGUUUUAAUGCUGUUUUUUUUCCUCAGACAUUAACAAAUUUCAAUGAGAAGAUCAAUCGUCUGGUAUCAGGAGAUGUUGUGAAUGAGGAGAACUUGUUUGUCCUCCUGCGGGUUGAGUUUAAAAAGUGGAAAGAUCACCUUGAUGGCUCCAAAACUGAAUUCCACAAAAUCAUUGAGGAAGUCGUAGAUCAAUAUGACCUUAGACACAGAGGGCGAGAGCUCCCCGGGUUCAGUAAUUACUGUGUGUUUGAGACGGCCGUCCAGAAGCUGGUGGUACAACUGAGAAACCCAGCGCUGGAGACUCUGAGGGUCACCAGAGAGAUUGUUCAGAAGCAGCUUACUGAUGUUGCGAAAAAUUGCUUCAGUAUUUAUCCGUUUCUUCAGUGCGUCUCUUUGAAUAAGAUUGAUAAUAUCCAGUCGAAGCAGGGGGGAAAGGUAGAAGAGAGGAUCAUUGAGCAGUUUGACAUGGAGGAGCUGGUCUACACCCAAGAUGGCAUCUACUUCAAAAGUUUGACUGGAAACACUGGUCAAAAUGUCUCUGCAGACAAUUUUUCUGGCUAUGACAGCAGGCUUAUGUACCCUGAGAUGCUCAAGGCUUACUAUGAGAUCGUUGUGCAGCGACUGGCAGAUAUGCUGCCCAUGCUGAUCCGAUUCUUCAUGCUGAAGCAGUCGGCGAAAAUGCUCUGCCAUGAGAUGCUGAAGCUGAUGGAUGGCGGGAACGUGAACGAGAUGUUGAAAGAGGAAUCGGAUGUCAGCCGACAGAGGGCGGAGCUGCAGACCCGCAUAGAUCGGCUCAGCAACGCUCAGGAGAAGAUCAACAAUUUCUACUGAUGGGAAAAUCUCCACGUUUGUUCAUAACAGAUACAAAAAGCACAGAAUCUGCUCUUUCUAGGAUAAACAAUUAAUUAACUCAAGUUCUUUUUCUAGGCCUACCACUUACCAUCAAAAAAUCUUUAUCAUUGCUUAAAAGUAAUUUCUUACGUAAUAAAACUUGAAAAUGCAUACACGAUGUUCAACUUUUGAAUAAAAUGUCACAAAACACUGUCUGUUUGGAAAUAUGAACGAGCAAAAAAAUAAAAACUAAUAUUUCUUUCUCUGAGCACUGAGG